This is a messenger RNA of Cladophialophora yegresii CBS 114405, 1503 nucleotides long. RefSeq lists its product as uncharacterized. The coding region runs from base 1 to 1503 and encodes 500 amino acids. Gene Ontology annotation, cellular component: FANCM-MHF complex; Fanconi anaemia nuclear complex. Gene Ontology annotation, biological process: replication fork processing; resolution of meiotic recombination intermediates. The transcript has a single exon. Gene Ontology annotation, molecular function: protein heterodimerization activity; chromatin binding. Lineage: Eukaryota; Fungi; Ascomycota; Eurotiomycetes; Chaetothyriales; Herpotrichiellaceae. The record is from RefSeq and is a predicted model, not a curated record.
AUGUCCUUUCGAAACCGUCCGCUGACCGAGUUACAACCCUCCCAAACACCAUCGCGUUACGCGCCAUCGACACCCCACGCGAUCCGCGCUCUCCAGCAGCGAAGCGGAGCAAAGACACGAUCGGUUCGCAGGCGGGCAUACAGUGCUACCGUGAGGCCCGAGUCGGCGAGAGGAAUCCUAAGGCAACUAGCUAAGCUUACUGCACCCACAUCCAACAAGAUAGUGCCUACGCCUGGAACGGUGAAAGGGAAGGAGAACCAACAGCCAAAUGAAGACGCCGAGGAGAGACUUGGGAAGAGGCCACGCCUGACUCUAGACACUGAUGAAAGCCUUGAAAGUGUGGACGCACCUGAUAUCGGGUCUGAAGAAGAUAGUGACCUUCCACUGGCACCAACACCGUCAGUCUUGCUAGACGACGACCAUGAACGCAGCGACAUUGAAAAGGACAAUCCGACCUUUACGCUCAAGUCUAUCGAAUAUGCCGACCACGUACAAUCUCCUAGAACCGAGCGAAAGUUACUAAGACGUUCAUUUCCCGCAUCGGAGCCGGUCAUCUAUCAUGGUGAAGAGGAGUCGACAUUUCUCUCUGAACGAGGGAGGAGGGCACCAACACAAGAGCCUACAGAAGCACUGUCACACUACGAUUUCGGCACGGUCAACAUAGAAGAAGCGAGUUAUCGUGAGCAGUUAAAGAGUCCGGAGAAGACACAAGUUGGCGUUGCAGACAUCAAUACAAGUUACUCACCCAUUGAGGAUGCAGGCAACGAGACUGAGGCGUUACGACAUCUUCAGGCCUUUCACAGCUCCCCAUCUUUGGGCCCGCCUGACGACAGCAAUGUGGAAAUUCCCACCUUCGAUGACACGAACUUCCAGUUGUCCGAGCCCGAUUUAGCAGCCACUUCAAAGCAGACGCGAAGCGGUCCAGCAGCAGAAGUGGUAGAGGCAUCGUUCCAGCAGCACGACCCGCAUGAACUCAGAGCCGGCUGGGAGUCUGAUGAUGAACAUCAUGAAGAGCAUGAAGCUGACCUGGAGGCUGAGCUGGAGGCCGGCCUGGACAAGGAUCUAGACGGUGAGGCGCCGGCCGAGCCACAGGCAUCACCAGCAAAGCUUUCUAAACCUGCAUCCACAGCACGCCGGUCAAGGAUGAAGUUGACCCGCCGUGGCGAGAUGGUCCCGUCCUUGCCGUCCAGCCUGGUGAAGCGGGUCGCGGUUGGGGCCCAGGAACGUCUGGGCAAUCGCCGCUCCAAGCUUGGGAAAGACCACAUGAAGGCACUUGAACAAGCCGCUGAGUGGUUUUUCGAGCAGAUAGGGGAAGACCUUGAGGCUUACUCGAACCAUGCUCGGCGCAAGAAACGCAUUGAUCAGAGCGAUGUGCUCUUGUUGAUGCGUAGACAGCGUAUUCUGCAAGGAAAGCGUGAGCUUUUGAAGGCCGCAGAGGAGUUUCUUCCCAAAGAGGUUGUGGAAGAGUUAGAUCUUGAGUCACCGGCCGAGGCUCGAGUAUAG